AUGUUGAAGCUUUCUGCUCUUGUUUGCAUCCUCUACCUGGGCACAGCCUUGGGAGAGGAGCUGGGAGAGCUCGAUGCUCCGAUCGACGUUCAAGUGCAAGUGGAGUGCUUCGGAGCGGGUCAGUCAGGGGUACACCAAGUCGCCGUCUAUGUGAACUCUCAUCACCUGACAACCUUCAGAUCCGCAUGCAACAGCACCUCCAUGCUCCUUGACUUGGACCUCUCCCGCCCGCCGACCCCCAACAAGCUUGAGUUGCUCCUCCUCCACGGGACAUCCGGUGUACAACUGGACAGCAUCGCUGUCAGGCUAUGGACGGACGACAAGGAAGUUGAGGAAGACGUUGUCGAAUUUCUGUCGGCAAGAAACCAGCUCGAGAAGGAGAACAGCAGGCUCAAGAACGAUCAGCGGGGAAGAGUCUUCUUCAUGGAACUUUGCGCACAAGGAGCACAAGGAACUAGCUCUCUCAGAGAGGUAGUCGGUGCUGUCUCCAGGACAAACCGUGAAACCAUUGAGAGCUUUGGGUUUGAUCAGGGCGUGUUGUGCCGGGAAGACGUGUUGUUGUCGGAUGUUAUGCUGGAGGUUCAAUCAUUGCUGGAACAGCGCGAGAUUGUUGUCCUCUUCAACUCUGUAUUUCUCCUUGUUCCUGAGUUCUUAUCAGCUCUUAGAGCUUCUCUGCUUCAGGACUUUGUGGGCCAGUCAUGCUUCCUCAACCAAAGCGAGUGUUUGCUGUCUUCAUUCGUGGCUCCAACCUCUGCAAUCGGAGAAUUUUUGAUGUUUAUCAAGACGGAUUCACCAGUGCUGAACAUGUUAGACGACAAACGCUGCAUGUUUGCAUCUUCUCUUUCAGAGAUCAAGGCAUCGACUCACGGUAGCAACAGCUUUGCUUCUCUCUCCCUCGCAGUCUCGUCAGCCAUGGACUCGCUUCCUCCCACGGGCGAGUGCAGCAGCGACAUGCUCGUCGUGUUCGACGGGAUGAGGAGAGGCAACGAGCUGCCGCCCAACAAACCUGCAGCCCUCGAUCUCCCCCAGACCCUUUCGCGACUCUGCUGCGAGCAUCGAGAGGGUUGCCAGGGAGUCGCUGCCUGCAGCGAAUGGAGCGUGGUGGACCAGGGGACGGAAGGAAAACCGGAGAGGACGCUGCUGCCUCCGCCGGAGCUCAACGAUGGAGCAGAGGAGGCUGAAGCAUACAGCAGCGUCUACCUCAGCAUCAUCGUUCCCAUCAGGGACAGAGAGGAGAGCUUGCAGAAGCUCGCAGACAGCCUCGCGCUCCUGCUCCUCCCCCGGGUCCCCUACACCCUCUGGGCCGUGGAGCAGCAGGACAGUCGACCUUUCAACCGAGGGGCGCUGCUCAAUGUUGGCUUCUUGCUCGCAGAGGCCUCGGGGUCGGAGCUCUUCGUCCUGCAAGACGUGGACUACAUCCCCCUCCCCUCGGCCCUCCACCUCUACCUCGAGCCUCCUCUGGGAGGUCCCAGGCACCUUCUCGGACGCGUCGACUCGGCUGGAGGAGCGAUCCUGGUGACCUCCGACCAGUAUCGGCUGGCAAACGGAUAUCCAAACGGGUUCGAGGAGGUCGGGCUGCACAUGGAGAGAUGGCACUGGCCUCAAGGAAGCUUCACCUCCUUCCAACACUUCUUGCAGCUCAAGGACUGCUGGGGAAGUCAUGGGAAUCAGAGCACCUGUCCUCCGACGUCGGCCGAGCAGCUCCGAGCUCGCAUCGACGCGCAGCGACGAAACAAGAUUCGCUUCCUAGCCGCCAGGGCCUCAGCUCAGGUCUACGGCAAAGUUGCCGACUAUGUAGGGCGGGAGGUAGAGGAGGAGGUUCUGCAACAACGGCGGCAGCGCUUCCAUGCCGAUGGCGUCAGCAGCACAAGAUUCGGGCUGGCGGCAGACGGCUUCUCUCGAUGUGGACCAGCCUGUCUGAGGGUGAAGGUGAAACUCCAGGGACCGGAGUGGAGUGAGAUUGUUUAG
Messenger RNA from Guillardia theta CCMP2712, 1968 nucleotides. RefSeq lists its product as hypothetical. NCBI's taxonomy places the organism in Eukaryota, Cryptophyceae, Pyrenomonadales, Geminigeraceae. The record is from RefSeq and is a predicted model, not a curated record. Gene Ontology annotation, biological process: carbohydrate metabolic process. The transcript is spliced from 5 exons. Gene Ontology annotation, molecular function: glycosyltransferase activity. The coding region runs from base 1 to 1968 and encodes 655 amino acids.